This is a messenger RNA of Stegodyphus dumicola, 1994 nucleotides long. RefSeq names its product nuclear pore complex protein Nup154 (gene Nup154). Gene Ontology annotation, cellular component: nuclear pore; nuclear pore inner ring. Gene Ontology annotation, molecular function: structural constituent of nuclear pore; protein binding. Lineage: Eukaryota; Metazoa; Arthropoda; Arachnida; Araneae; Eresidae. The record is from RefSeq and is a predicted model, not a curated record. Gene Ontology annotation, biological process: protein import into nucleus; transcription-dependent tethering of RNA polymerase II gene DNA at nuclear periphery; RNA export from nucleus.
ACACUGCGUGGUGUGGUUAUUUCUUAAUUCAAAAUGUGUUAGUGGUUUCUUUACAAAGUUUGGUCCCAUGUAAAGUUAAUCUAAAUUCUUACAUAACGUAUCUUGUAUAUUUAAUUCUAAAUUUCCUAUUUUAAAAAAUUCUCUUACUUUAAGUGAUCAUAUUUCGCUUAUUAGACUCACGAUAAUGAUUUUUAAGUGAUUUGAUGGCUUGCCCUUUCUUGGUCACUACAUUGUUUUCCUUGUGCAUAUAGUAAUAAAAAGCAUCGGAAGUUUCAUGAUGGGAUUAUUAUAAUGCUUGCGAAUUUUAGUAUAGUAAAAGGAAAAUGGCCAUAUCUUCAGUAUUAGAGACUAGUACCAUGCAUUCUGCUAAUGGAAUGCAGAAAGAGGUGUUGGAAUCAUCAGCUAAGAUGGUUGAUGCUCAGAUGCAGUAUGACAAUUCAUAUCCUGAAAUGAUUGAGAGUUUAAAAAUGAAUGGAGCUACUCUGCCAACAGUGAGUGGUUUAAAUGACCAAGAUUAUCCUGGGGUAUCUGAACUGAGUAUAAGUCUUCAUUCACUAGCACAGCUGAAUUUGCUGAAACGAAUUCCAUUGCCAUCUGAACUAGUUGAGCAGUUUGGCCUUAUGCAGAGCAAUUGUCAGAUGGGACUAUUUCCAGAGGUUGGCCGGGCAUGGCUAACAAUUGACAGCAAUAUAUUUCUUUGGUCUUUUCAUGAUGGAAGUGACCUGGCUUAUUAUGAUGGUCUUAAAGAAACUAUUUUAUGUGUGGGUCUUGUAAAACCCAAGCCAGAUAUUUUUCAAAGCUUCAUUCACUACUUAUUAUGUUUAACUACACCUGUUGAAAUAAUAGUCCUAGGAGUCAACUUUACCAGACAAAAUGAAAAUUCAUCACAGUUUGAAGAGAUGCAUUUGUUGCCAGAACCUCUGUUUUCUUAUCCAACUGAUGAUAUUCAUAUGUGUGCUUUUCAUGGAACUGAAAGUGGUCGUAUAUUUCUUGGAGGCAAAGAUGGAGCAAUUUAUGAAUUUGCAUAUCAAGCUCAAGAUGGUUGGUUUAGCCGCAAAUGUCGUAAAAUCAAUCACUCAAGCAGCACUUUGUCUUUUCUUGUGCCUUCUUUUCUUAGUUUAGCAUUUACAGAAGAUGAUGCUGUUCUUCAAAUUGCUAUUGAUAACAGUAGGCAUAUACUGUAUGCAAGAUUUGAAAAAGGUUCCAUACAAGUGUUUGAUUUAGGAAAAGAUGGUAAACAAAUGAGCAAAGUGUGCACAUUACAUCAGCAUGCUAUGGUUCAACAGGCAUCUGCUAGUGCAUGCACCAUCGACAAAAAGAAUUUUUAUCCUGUUGUUCAUAUUAGUGCCAUUGAAGCUAAUGAAUCAAAGCAUGUUCAUCUCAUUGCUGUAACUCAGUCUGGUGUGAGGUUGUACUUCACAACAAAUGGUAGUUUUGGGGACAGCAGACCAUAUAUAUUAUCUCUACUUCAUGUCCGUCUUCCUCCUGGUUUCACAGCAAAUGCAGCUGUAGCUAGGCCAUCAAAUGUACACAUGGCAUAUUACAAAAGAGGUUUUCUGUUAUUGGCUUCAUCACAGACUGAGGAUAAUGAUGUUAUAUUUGCUACAAGCAAUGACUCUUUUGCAUUUUAUUCUCAAAUUAUAGAAACUCAUACCACAGUGAUGUUGGAUGGUCAUGCUUGGGCAAUUGCAGAAGUGCCAGCUGAUUCUCAUGUUAAGCAAACAGUUCCUUCAAAUGAUUCAGGAACAUCUUGCGAUCCACCAGUUUUAGUAACACAGCACAGAGAUCCUCCAAGGAAAUUUGUGUUUCUUUCUGCACAGGGUAGUUUUCUGUUUAGAAAACCAAGGCCUGUUGAUCAACUGUACAAACUCUUGCUUGAUAAUAAAGGACCUGAUGCUGAAGCUGUAAAGGCCUUUUUCAUGAUUCAUAAGGAAGCUCAAGCAUGUGCUAUGUGUCUCAUUCUGGCUUGUUCUCAGAAUCUCCAAGAAAGUAAG